CAUUGUUUUGACUCAAAUUGGUAAACAAAGGUUUGAUUUAUUUAUUUUGAAUUGGGAUAAGACUUGCAGACUUUUUAAUGUAAUGUUUAAUACUAUGUUAAGCGUUUGAUCCACAAAUUCUUUUUAAUUUGACACUUCAAAUUCUGAUUGCUAAUUUUAAAUGAGUUGUUUUUCAUAAGGUUUCAUAUGGUAUGCAAAUGUGAAGCAGGUUUUAAAAUAAAACUCCCUUGUGAUUUAAAUUGCUGUGUUUAAAAUGGAAGAAAGUAACUUAAUUUAUGGAUUGGAGCUACAGGCGCGAGCCCUUACACCCCAAUAUGGUGAGGGCAAUGAUGUUUGCUUUUUUAUAGCCACAAACUCGUUGAAGCCAACGAAUCAGUUGCACCUGCUGCAAUACGAUGAGGAACAAGGAACCAUUCAGUCCAAGAUCUUUGAGCACGCACUGGGGGAAGUGUGGAAGCUGAAUAGUUGUCCCCACGAUGCCCGUUUGUUGGCUUCUGUGUAUAAUGUACAAAAGGGAGCACAGGUCCUCUCCCAGUCAGCAUUAUUGACGCUGCCGGCUGAAGAUGCAAAUGCCUCCGCCAGCGAACCAAUUAAAAGCGAAUAUAUACCUUGGGCACAGGUCGAGGUGCUGGAUACUGCCGAAUUGGGUGAACGCGUUAAGACAGUGGAAUUUCAUCCCACUCAAGAGCAGACCUUGGCCUGCGUUGUGGGCAAUAAAUUGGCUGUCAUGCAACGAGCCGAGGCAUCCACUCGAGUCGUCGCCGAAGUCAGCAUCAGUGGCAGUGGCAGCAACAGUAGCAGUGGCUCCAAGCAUCUAACGCCAUUUAGCAAUGGCAAAUGGUCGCAUCAUCAUCAGGGUCAUCAGUUUCUGGCGCUGCACGAUGCAAGUGUGCGAGCGUACGAUGUACGCGACACCCAACACUGCGCCUGGAGUAUCGAGGAUGCACAUGGUCAGUUUGUGCGCGACCUGGACUGUAAUCCGAAUAAACAAUGUCAUCUGGUCACCGGUGGCGAUGAUGGUUGCCUAAAAGUGUGGGAUUGUCGUAUGGUCAAAGCGCCCGUCUUUGAGCGUAGCGAUCAUUCCCACUGGGUGUGGUCUGUGCGCUUUAACACAUUUCACGAUCAGCUACUAUUGUCCAGCUCAAGUGAUUGCAAGGUGCUGCUGACCUGUGCCGGAUCGGUUAGUUCCGAGACACAGGCAACUGAAACGGGCGAGGGAAUUGCUCAGGAACGGCAUAAGGUGUUGUCGGAUGGCCUGUUGCAGACCUUCGAUCAGCAUGAGGACUCCGUCUACUGUGCCGAGUGGAGUAAUGUGGAUCCUUGGAUUUUUGCAUCGCUAAGCUACGAUGGACGCGUUAUCAUCUCAAAGGUACCCAAGCAAUACAAGUACCAAAUUAUUUUUUAACCU
This is a messenger RNA of Drosophila grimshawi, 1408 nucleotides long. Its product is annotated as EARP and GARP complex-interacting protein 1. Gene Ontology annotation, molecular function: protein binding. Gene Ontology annotation, biological process: protein ubiquitination. Lineage: Eukaryota; Metazoa; Arthropoda; Insecta; Diptera; Drosophilidae. The transcript is spliced from 2 exons. The record is from RefSeq and is a predicted model, not a curated record. Bases 254 to 1405 code for a protein of 383 amino acids.